Molecule: messenger RNA, 2729 nt
Organism: Mugil cephalus (flathead mullet)
Lineage: Eukaryota; Metazoa; Chordata; Actinopteri; Mugiliformes; Mugilidae
Gene: mob1a
Product: MOB kinase activator 1A
Exons: 6
Coding region: 172-822 (216 amino acids)
Biological process (GO): hippo signaling; positive regulation of protein phosphorylation
Cellular component (GO): cytoplasm; nucleus
Molecular function (GO): protein kinase activator activity
Source: RefSeq, a predicted model, not a curated record
GAGGAAGCGCCGUCGCCGCUGUAUGUGUGUGUGUGUGUAUGUGUGUGGGUGCAGCACUUCAUGUUAGCCGACAAGUGGGUCGCAGUGUGUACGUCUUAAAAACCCAUUUCUGCUCUUCAAACCGGGACCAGGGGCUGUUAUCGAGGCUUCUCCGACGACUCCUUCGCCAAGAUGAGCUUCCUGUUUGGCAGUCGCUCAUCCAAGACCUUCAAGCCGAAGAAGAACAUCCCAGAGGGAUCCCACCAGUAUGAGCUGCUGAAACAUGCCGAGGCAACGCUGGGAAGCGGCAACCUGAGACAGGCUGUCAUGCUGCCAGAGGGAGAGGAUCUCAAUGAAUGGAUUGCCGUCAACACGGUGGAUUUCUUCAACCAGAUCAACAUGCUCUACGGCACCAUCACCGAGUUCUGCACCGAGACGAGCUGCUCCGUGAUGUCUGCAGGACCAAGAUAUGAGUAUCACUGGGCUGAUGGCACCAAUAUUAAAAAGCCUAUCAAAUGCUCUGCGCCCAAGUACAUCGACUACUUGAUGACCUGGGUGCAGGAUCAGCUGGACGAUGAGACGCUCUUCCCCUCCAAGAUUGGAGUUCCCUUUCCCAAGAAUUUCAUGUCCGUGGCCAAAACCAUCCUGAAGCGCCUGUUCAGGGUUUAUGCUCACAUCUACCACCAGCAUUUUGACUCGGUGAUGCAGCUGCAGGAGGAGGCCCACCUCAACACCUCCUUCAAGCACUUCAUUUUCUUCGUUCAGGAGUUCAACCUUAUCGACAGACGAGAGCUUGCUCCCCUGCAGGAUUUGAUCGAGAAGCUCGGAUCCAAGGACAGAUAGACUUUUCAUUGCUCUUCUUCCUUUUUUAGCAGUUUGUUUUUCCUUUUCCCCCCUCCCCUCCCUCCUUCUCUGGUGAUCUCUUCUACCUCUCUAACUUCUAGCCUCAACUUGACUUAAAAUCUGUGCCUUCCUCUCUGCAUUUCCCUCAUGUUUUGUACUGUACUUUUCUUUUUAUUCCUCUCUGUGGUUAUCCUAGGCUUUCUUUGAGCCCUUUUUUUCCAUUUUUAGCCUUUAUAGAUCAUAUAAAAAAAAAAUGUAGUGGAGUAAAAAUAUUUUUUUCACAGGACUGUGGUUAGCGGCUCUGUAAGAGCAACCUGCUGAAUUUUUAUAUUGGACCAAGGACAUUUCGAACUUAAAGUUGACUGUUAAAGACUUGCCUGCUAUCAGUUGUUUGAUGUUAAUUUUUGAAUGAUUAUAAUUACAUUGCCUGACCAACUAUUGCAAAUUUCAAUUUUACAUGUCAUUGGCGGUGGUGAUGGCAAGAAAACUAGAGACAGGAAAUGCACCUCAGAUGAGCUUUUAUAUCCAUGACAACACGAUACACAAAAGCAGCAAUGAUGCGCAACGUACAGCAGCAAGCUGGUUUGUGUACCACAUUACGCAUACGUGGUUUCUGUUGACACGCUCACUGAUUCAAUUAUGUGAAGAAAUGCUGCAACUGUGAGAUGCCUUUGUUCUUGCCCCUCAAGAAAAUAACAUCGACUACAAAUAGCUUUCAGUUUCAGUUUGGUCACGAGAUACUGUGCACUUUUUUAAAUGUCUAUAUUCUUUUGAGAUAUAGUGCUUACAGUUUUAGGUUUCGCCUUCUUUUUAUCUGCUAUUUAGUUCUCAUUAGUCACCACUUAAAGCUUAAUCACCUUAAAGUUAAGUAUAAAUCAUCCUCUCAGUGGCUUAAAAAUCUAAUGUGAACUUUUAGUUUUACUGUCAUUUUAGUUCGUUUCUGUGGUGCAGAUCAAUUGUGAGCUUUUUUUUUUUUCCUCAAUGCUGGUACUAAUCUUUUUUUUUUCCUCACCAAAUAUUUUCCCCUUGGAUUAGGAAAUCAAGUUAUAGCUAUUGCACCAUUACACCCAAGAUGUAUGUAGUUUUUUUUUUAUGUAAGUCUAUUUUUUUUAUGUUUUUAGUCAGGUGCAUGUGUAAUUAUCAUGAUCAUCUCCUGUUAUUAUUGUGGCUACAGCAGCAGGGCUGUUUGUACUACCACACUUAAAAAAAAAACAAAGAAAGAAAAAAAAAUAAAUGCAGCUAAUAUUCCUGAUGAGUGUUUCAUCCGGCAAAGUUCUAUCAAGGGAUUUGGUUCAUAACCUGCUUCAUUUUGGACCUAGAUUUGUAUUAGACAAUCGUGUAACCAGUUAUGAUGAGUAGGCUAACUGAAAUGCACCACCAGGAGCUAAACGGGGCAGCACAGUGUUCAUUUUAUAGUUGAGGAACGGACAAAUGCUUUCCAGCAAUAUUAAAACAAGGUGUUGUUAACUGCGAUUUAUCCACUUUUAGGCCCACAAGUUGCUUGGCAGAAAAGAUCAGGCCGGUUAAUAGGCUUGACUGGUUCUGAUUGUCAGUUUAUAUUCACAUUAUUUGUCGACCUUGGUUUUUUGUUUUUUUUCCACAGUUUUGUUUUUGAACUUUUGGUGUGGAGUUACAUUUCAUAUUACAUUUAAAGUAUUGACUUUGCCUUUUAAAUCAUAUGAGGAACAAGGUCUUUGAUGUGAUUUAAAUGUUUUUUUUUAUGCAUUUGGUCCAAUCAUUGGGUUAGUCUGGCAGGAGUUUAAAGAAUGUAUGUACCAUGUCCAAAUAUUUGCUGUAAAUAACAUCAGUGUUUUUUUUUCUGAACAAAACUGUGCCUUACAAUAAUAAAAAAUAUCCGAUAUGACAAUAGUGAUAAAUCAAAAGCUCAAUAAACACUGAAAGGACAA